Molecule: messenger RNA, 462 nt
Organism: Cyclospora cayetanensis
Lineage: Eukaryota; Apicomplexa; Conoidasida; Eucoccidiorida; Eimeriidae
Product: rab GDP dissociation inhibitor beta
Exons: 5
Coding region: 1-462 (153 amino acids)
Biological process (GO): small GTPase-mediated signal transduction; vesicle-mediated transport
Cellular component (GO): cytoplasm
Molecular function (GO): Rab GDP-dissociation inhibitor activity
Source: RefSeq, a predicted model, not a curated record
AUGCUGAACACCCCCGUAGAGUCAUUCGAGCUUGACGAGCAGGGAAAAGUGUGCAGGGUUAGAACCAAAGAUGGACAGGUGGCCCGCUGCAAAAUGGUGGUGUGCGACCCUUCGUACAUUGCACAGCAGUUCCCAUCCCGUCUGCGCCCCCACGGCAUCUGUCUCAAGGGGAAGACCAUCGCGAUUGUCAGCACAACUGUUGAAACUGACGACCCGGAAAGCGAGCUGGCCCCCGCUUUGAAACUGCUAGGAAACAUUGAAGAGAAGUUCGUGGCGGUCAGCGACUUGCUCGAGUGCACAGACACUGGAAGAGAGAGCAAUAUUUUUGUCUCCAAUUCCUUCGACGCCACUUCGCACUUUGAGUCGGCUACCCAGGACGUUCUCAGGAUUUGGGAGAAUAUGACGGGGGAGCCCCUGGAUUUAUCUGUCAAGGCUGACCGGGAGGACCUACAGGAGCAGUAG